Molecule: messenger RNA, 1332 nt
Organism: Scheffersomyces coipomensis
Lineage: Eukaryota; Fungi; Ascomycota; Pichiomycetes; Serinales; Debaryomycetaceae
Product: SCF ubiquitin ligase complex subunit
Exons: 1
Coding region: 1-1332 (443 amino acids)
Biological process (GO): SCF-dependent proteasomal ubiquitin-dependent protein catabolic process
Cellular component (GO): cytoplasm; SCF ubiquitin ligase complex
Molecular function (GO): protein binding
Source: RefSeq, a predicted model, not a curated record
AUGAGUGGGGGAACAAAAGUGAUAGAUUCAAGUGGUUCAUCCUCAGUAUUGACUACUGAUAAUAAGGAACCAGUUAAUGAAUCACUUUCAGAACGUGAUCAUCAAGCCAUAGCCCUAUUUGAACAAGCGAUUGAAAAGGAACAAUCGGGACUGAUGCAAGAUGCAGUGGGACUUUAUAGACAAGCAUUUAAAUUAAAUGAUAGAGUUGAUUCAUUAUAUCGAACAGAAAGAGUACCGUAUGCUCUUAAGAAACUUAAAGAGGAACGAGGUAAGAAUGUUAGAAGAGUUGAUGAAGAUCAAGUUAAAAAAAUUGAUGUGGAUAAAUUAUUAGCUAGUUUUAUUCAUCAUGAUGCUAUACCUUAUGAUCCAAAUAAUACUGAAGAUGAAGAUGGUAUGACUAUUAAAUUUGUCAAUCUUGGAAUUGAAGAAACAGUUAAACAAGUUGAACCAGUAUCUCCCUUGAUUAAUCUUCCGGAUGAUAUUUGGUAUCAUAUUAUUGAUAUUAUGAUUUUAACAACUCCAGAAUCAUGGUUUAAUUUUUCAAUCACUUGUAAGAAACAUGCUUAUUUAGGACUUGGAUCAUCUCAUAGUUGGAGAAAGAUGUGUAAUUUAGCAUAUAAUAAUCAAAUCUAUGAAGAAAAUAAAUUAUAUUUAAGUUCAUUACCACUUGGUGCAUCAAUUGAAACCAGAGAAUCAUUACCAAUUCCUACUGAUCUUGUACAAAUAUUACCUCAAUAUAAUAAUUCAUAUAAACAUAUGCUUCGGGAAAGACCAUUUGUUAAAUUCUUAGGAUGUUAUAUUAGUAUAGUUAAUUAUUAUAUUGAAGGAGGUAGAUCUGAAUUUUCCAAUAGUUGGGCUAAUCCAGUUCGAAGUAUGACAUAUUAUAGAUAUAUUCGAUUUUAUCCUGAUGGAACCUGUGUUAAAGUAUUGACUGCUUUAGAACCUAAUAAAGUAGUCCCUUAUUUACUGAAGAAGAAUAAAAAUCUCGCCAAUACUAUUUUAGAUACUGCUGUUAAUGCUAAUACUACAAGUUAUCAAAUUAAAGAAGGUCAAAGAAUUUAUCAUGGGACAUGGACGGUAUCAGUUGAAGGAGAAAUCCAUAUAACUAUUGAUAAUGGAGCUGUACCAUAUUAUAUAUUCCAUUACUUCUAUGAUAUCAAACCAUUAGGAGGGAUCUUCAAACAUAAUAAAUUAACAUGGGGAAGAUAUUAUGCUAUUAGAAAGAAGAUGGGACCUGAAGAUGAAAGAGAAGGAGAAGUUGUAACCUUCCCAUUAAAGAAUGAAAAGCCAUUUAAAUUCCUGAGAGUAAAGAGUUACAAACUAGAUAAUUAG